This is a messenger RNA of Durusdinium trenchii, 1137 nucleotides long. Lineage: Eukaryota; Dinophyceae; Suessiales; Symbiodiniaceae. The record is from the annotation of a GenBank genome assembly.
AUGUUUUCACAUUGCUUCAGGAGUCUUUUUUACCUUUGGACCCCAUGUUCUUGCUCGAUCAGAUCCCUCGGUGUUUCCUCCAAAAGGACCUUGAAGCGUCUCAACUCGCUUAAGCCGGAUGUGAUCUCCUACACGGCCCUCGUGUCUCACAUGGCUGGUAUGGCGGACGGCGUCGCGCGGUGGUGGAUGAGUGUCAGACUUCUGCAAGAGCUGCGACAGCAAGGGCUUUCGCCGAACCGCGUGAGCCUCAAUAGCCUCAUGGCGACCCUCCCGUGGCUCGUGGCACUGACAUCGGUCUUGGCCAUUGACGGUCCCGGAGCCGCAAAUCCGGCAGCCGACGUGGUGAGCUGCAACACGGCGAUGGAUGCAUGCGCGAAAGCAGCACAGUGGGGCAGAGCCUUUGAACUGAAAGAGCAGAUGGGCUUGAACGCCUUGAAGACGGACGUCAUCACCUCGAGCGCUUUGCUCACGGCUUGCGAAGGAGCUGCAGUUUGGCCCACGGGUGUCAGAUGGCUCUCGGCUUCCGUGGUCACCUUCUGCGGUGCGCUGAGCCUUUUGGCCCGCCGGAGCGUGGAGCUCUGGCGCGGAGCGCUGCAGAUCUUCUCAGCUCACAAGGCCGAGCUGCUGCGGCCCAACUGCUAUGCCUACAGCGCGAUGGCGAGCUCUUUAGGAGCCCAGGGAGCCUGGAAAGGGGUAUUUCUGCUGCUGGCGAGCUUUAAAGCAUCGCUCCGCCUGCCGCUCCGCCGGGUCCGCGACCCCGACGCCUUCCGCUUCCGCCGCAGCCCCGACCGAGGCAACGGGGCUGCGCAUGGACACGAUUCUGCGUAGUUCCUUGGUGAAUGUCUAUCAAGAAGGCCAUCACUGGAAAGGUGCCCUGGACAUGUUGGAGGCGCCCAACCUCGUCGCCUACUGUGCCGUGAUGGGCGCCACGUCCUCCGCGUCGCGCACGCCGCGCCCUCCGCACGCGUGGCGCCGCGCGGUGCAGCUCUACGCGGCGCUGCAGUGGGCGCGCGUGGGUGCUUUGAGCGCCUGCAGCACGGUGUGCGGCGCGCUGGAGGCGGAGAGGAGCGCGAGGAGCACCAGCUCGGCGGAGCUCUGGGUGGAGUUGCAGAGGAGAGCGCUCAGUGUGCUGAAGCG